GAUAUCAACAUCGUCAAAAGGAACUCGUUUUGUUUUUGGAGCGGCGUGCGAGUCUCUGCGCCUCAGGAACGUCACAUUCAGAAUAAGCGGAAGAGAGAGAGAGAGGGCGCCAUGUUUCUCCGUUCUCUAGUCAGUUGGGCCUACGGCUACGUGAAGGGCGUGGCCAAACAGUACCUCUACAACGAAACGCUGGGGUUAGCGCAAGAGAUGCUGCUGGCCGACAGCAUCAGCGAUGCCGCGGAGCUUUUCAUCGGUGCCGCUUCGAAAGGUGGAGAGUCCUUCUGGAUGGACUUUAUCUUGGUUCUGAGUGUGUUGAUCAUCGUGCUGAUGAUGACGACGUGCGUGGUACGGUUUUCCAUCUGGAUCUGCAUCGGCAUUCCACUGGCCGCGCGCGAUCUCGAGCAGAUCCGUGCGGGCAAGAAGGACUACCAGAUUCAAGCCGCGCGAGAGAAGGAAGAGCGCAAGAAGCGCGUCGAGAACGGCGAGGAGGAGGCUUUCGUGCCCCCAGAGAAAGACCUGCAGGAGGUCUCGGAGUUGCUCGCCAAGAUGCGGCAAGAGCAGGACAAGAAGCCAGGCGAGGCCGACAAAACGAAAGAGCAGGGGAAGGAGGUGACCUUCACGCCCACGUCGCGACGCCCGGCGCAGAACGCACGCGCGACGCCCGCGUCUAUUCUUCGCGGAUUCCCUGAGGUGGACUUUAUGGCCACCUCCCCCGGCCAGAAGUACUUCCUCGUGGGGUGCCGCAGCAAGCGUAGGACCUCGCUGUACCCGCAGAGCGACGCCACGGCCUUCAUGGAGCGGGGAAAAGAGUUGCAGGAGAAGCACUUCACCGACGUCAACGCUACGGUCACCACCGCCGUGGGACUUGAGCAGAAGGCGGAGAUCUUUGCGGCCAGCUUUUCCGCAGACGACGCCCGCCUCGUCGUAGGGGAGCGCUUCACCGACAAGUUUGUCUGCUUCACCUUGUCAGGCCGCACCAACGUGAGUCUCGUGUUGUUGUGGUCUAUGAAGCUGCCGGGACACCGCCUCGUGUCCUCCGUGCCACGCUGGGCCCCGCUUGGCACCGCUGGCAUCCUCAGCAUUGUCGACGCGGCCGCCGAGGUGGAGGCGAUCACGCGCGGCCCUGCGGAGACGGCGACGGCGCACAAGGAGAAGUUUAAGGUGGGCAGCGCGCUGGCCUGGGCGGUGAGCGACGACCGCGUCGCCAUCGGUGGCGCCUUUCUGCGGGAGCCGCGCCUCGCCCGCGUGGUGCAGCGCCCCUCUAGUGCUGGCAUCGCCUUGGAGACCUACGUUGUGUUUCCCAACCCACAGAAGCUGCGUGUGACGGCGCUGGCCUUUGUGACGCCUAAUGCACCCGAGUUCAACACGCGGAGCUACAUGAUUGUGUUUACAGAGAACGGCGUGGGCACGAUCUACGACCUGGGUUCCCUCGCAUCGCAGAACACGCCGCAGGCCGUGUGCACCUUUGCCGACACUGACUUUGCUGAGUACCGCAGCAAUGCGCCGGUGCGCAUCAUCACCGCCGUGCGUGGCAAGGCCUACCACGAGGUGUUGCGCGUGGCCCUCGUUCGCGGUUCGAACGUGUCCGUGUACGAGCAGCGCGGAAAGGCCACAGAUGGCGUCUUCCAGCUCAUUCGCAUUACGGACAUUUUUGACGCGCAGGAGGGCGACAUGAUUCGCAACGCGGCGUUUUUGCAGAACGGUUUGGGGCUGGCGACGUGCGGCAACGCGGACGGCCGUCAUGUUCGCAUGUUCACCCUUCCCGCCGAGGGCAAGACCGCGUGA
This is a messenger RNA of Leptomonas pyrrhocoris, 1785 nucleotides long. RefSeq lists its product as hypothetical. The transcript has a single exon. NCBI's taxonomy places the organism in Eukaryota, Euglenozoa, Kinetoplastea, Trypanosomatida, Trypanosomatidae. The record is from RefSeq and is a predicted model, not a curated record. The coding region runs from base 112 to 1785 and encodes 557 amino acids.